Molecule: messenger RNA, 2029 nt
Organism: Lolium perenne
Lineage: Eukaryota; Viridiplantae; Streptophyta; Magnoliopsida; Poales; Poaceae
Source: RefSeq, a predicted model, not a curated record
CCAGUUCGAAGUUUCGAACCCUCUCCUCCUUCCCCCCAUCGGUAAACAAAAAAAAUCCCCUAAAAUCAGAAUCACUGUUCUCCUCCUCCGCCCCGGAAAACCAAAUCCGCCCUCACCGGAAUACUCUUUCCCUUCCCCUUCCCCUUUCUUCGCCCGGUCAAGAUGGGGGUAAUGAAGAAGCCUGCCGCGAGCGGAAGGCUGCCCGCCGGCGACGGAGUUGGAGGGAGCGGGGGGAUCCCCGGCGGCGAUGAAGGUGGAGGGCGGCGCCGCCGUGGCAAGAACCACGCCGCCGAAACUAGGGGAAGGCCGUCCCGGGAUGGAGAGACCGAGCAGGGGACCAGAGGAACUCCCCGCGGCGACGGAGGGGCCGGGAGCGGCGGGGUCCUUGCCAGCAGCGGAGCGGGAGCGAGCGGGCUCCAGGGGAGUCGCAAAGGCGGAGAAGGGAUUGGGAUUGGCCUUGGCGUGACGAAAAAAGAUCGUCCACCCUUUUCUGGGUUUCUUGUGCUAUGCAUUCACUGCACAGAUGAGGGCAUGGAUGAUUAUAAACAAAAAAUCGAGGCCUUGGGUGGAGAAGCUAUUACCGGCUUUCAGUAUAGCACAGCCACGCACAUAGCUGUCGAGGGAGAUAUACCAGCUGGCGGGAGAGUGAUCUGGGAAGGUGAUGGAAAAAAGGUUACCACAACCAGGUGGAUCGAUAGCUGUUUCAAAGCUGGGAAGUUAUUGUCUGAUCCGCUGAAAGAUUUGUCUGAAAGUCUUUUACCAAUCGUCAAUGUGACACCUUUGGCGAGCAACAAGUCCACUGGGAGGAGCUGCUCCUCGGAUGGAAAACUGUCUACGCAUAGGCAUGGGAGCAGAAAGCGAUGCUCCAGUCGAAGGCAGACAAAAUUAUCUCCUACCGGCAUCUACCACCAUCUCCUUAUCUGCGUAGAAAACCAGCGACAGUCCGAGUCGCUCUAUGAUUAUGCUUUGGGGUUAAGAACAUACCAGAACAUCACUCUUCCUGGAGGAACAAAAACGUCCAAGCUAUGCAAGAUCUCGAUGAAGUUCAUCCUUGACAGAUGCUUCAAUAUCAUGGUUUCUUUUCAUGCACAAAAGAAAGCUCUGGGGGGCCUUUUAUCUGCCAAAAGCUUCCGUGUUUAUUCAGAUGACUCUGUGUUGCUUGAUAUUCCUGAGUCAGAGCUAGUUCCUUACAGUGAUUCCGAGGGGGACAAGGAUUACACGGGCUUUGUCCUGAUGGUAAGGAAGGAGGUCUUCCACCACCAACAUCUUCCGAUAGAUAUUGUUGAGUGGCUUCGUCUGAUUUCCAAGGGAGUCUCAGGUUGCCAUCAGAUCCUUCUUUCCAACUUUAUCUAUCUCAUGGAACCUUAUCAAGGAUUUGGUGCUUUCGUAACAAUGUACCUCCAGUUCUCAAGUAUACAGAGUACUGAAGGGUGGGAUGACCUAUCCUGGGCGCUAAGCAGCUAUGACAACUGGAAACUUCCCCUAAAUAGUCUAAUGUUGAAGACGUUUUACUACAUUGAUAAAAAUGGGAAUAAGGUUGAGUACGAACCAGAUAUAAGAGGGCUCCUAAGGCUUUUGUGGAACUGUUCCAAGCACCAGGCAAAACGUGAGGUGAAAUCCUUCGUUCACAUUGUCCUGUCAGAGUAUCCAUCCUUGCUCUCUGAUCUACAGAGAUCGCUAUAUCAGUUAGGAUACCUGAGCCACUUGCGGUUGAAGAAUUGACAGUGAACGAGCAGAAUUUCUUGCAAGGACGCAGGGUCUGAUUGAUGACCAGUGGUGUUUUAGAGAGUCAGUUAGCAAGUAUAAGACCUACAUAACAAGCUUUGGAGGAAGAACUCUUGCCCCCUUUGUAAUGAUCUUCAUUCUUUUGGGAUACACUAUACCUUUUGUAACACAAAUUAUCGGUCUCUGCAAUGUAUACUUCAGAAGACCAGACAGAUGUUGUCUUCGUUUGGUCGAUAAGCUGUCUUGAAAUAAGCAGUAGUGUGCACUUUGUAUGAUAGUUUUACUAAUAGUUAUACGCCUGUAA